ACAGAAUCGGGAGUUUGACCAACAUGUCGACUAGAGCUGAAUCUCAUCAAAAGUGUUCCUACAAGUGCAGCAAGUGUGGCAAGGAGUAUCGUUACCGGCGGCGUCUGGAGGCUCACAUGCGGGCAUGCGGAGAUCAACCUUAUCGGUGCGAGAAAUGCAACAAAGGUUUCCAUCAGCCAGGUCGUCUGAAGGCCCACAUGCGGUCUCACACGGGGGAGAAACGGUAUCAAUGUGAGGAGUGCAGCAGGUGCUUCAGUACAUCGGGUACUCUAAAGUCACAUAUCAGAAUCCACACCGGUGAGAAACCGUACAGGUGUGAGGAGUGCGGCAGGCAGUUCCGUCAGAAGUCUAUUUUAAAGACUCACAUGCAGACGCAUACGGGCGAGAAGCCUUAUCAAUGCGGGGAGUGCAGAAGACAGUUCAGUGAGAUGAGUAGUCUACAGACACACAUGCGGACUCAUACAGGGGAGAAACCGUACACUUGUGAAGAGUGCAGCAAAGAGUUUAGCGCGUUAAACAUUCUGAAGAUCCACAUGCGGACUCACACUGGUGAGAGACCGUAUAGAUGUGAGGAGUGCGGCAAGCAGUUUAGACAGCUGCCUGGACUAAAGGAGCACAUGCGGACUCACACCGGGGAGAAACCGUAUAGGUGCGAGGAGUGCAGCAAGCAGUUUACUACAAUGUGCCAACUAAAGAAUCACAUGCGGACUCAUACAGGCGAGAAACCUUACAAAUGCGAGGAGUGCAGCAGGCAGUUCAAUACCUCGUCACAACUUACGAGACACAAGCUAACUCACACAGGUGAGAAACCUUACACGUGUGAGGAGUGCAGCAAGCAGUUUAUCAUGCUCAGUAGUCUGAAGAUUCAUAUGCGGACUCACACAGGUGAGAAACCCUACAAGUGUGAGGAGUGCGGCAAGCAGUUUCGUGAGCUGGGUACUCUCAAGAGACACGCAAGAACUCACACGGGUGAGAAACCGUACAAAUGUGAGGAAUGCAGUAGGCAGUUCAGCGUCCAGAGUAGUUUGAAGGAACACAUGCGGACUCACACCGGUGAGAAACCGUAUAGUUGUGGGGAUUGCGGUAAGCAGUUUAACCGCCUGGGUUCCCUGAAAGAUCACAUGAAAACUCACACAGGUGAGCGACCGUACACUUGUGAGGAGUGCAGCAGGCAGUUCAGCACCAUGAGUAUCCUGAAGACUCACAUGCGUACUCACACAGGUGAAACACCUUACACGUGUGAAGAAUGCAGUAGGCAGUUCAGAGCCCCGGGUAGUUUAAAGGACCACAUGCGGACUCACACCGGUGAGAAACCGUUUAGUUGUGGGAAUUGUAGUAAACAGUUUAGUCGCCUAAAUACUCUGAAGGAACACAUGAGAACCCACACUGGUGAGAAACCGUUCAGGUGUGAGGAGUGCAGCAAGCAGUUUACUACAAAGUCAAAUCUAAGAAAUCACAUGCGAACUCACACUAGUGAGAAACCGUACAAGUGUGGUGAGUGUGACAAGGAGUUUCCUAAACGGACUGAUCUGGGGCGACACAUGCGGACGCACACAGGCGAGAAACCUUACAAAUGUAAAGAGUGUAACAGACGCUUCAGUCUGCUAGGUAAUCGGAAGCGACAUAUGCGGGUUCACACAGGUGAGAAACCGUACGCGUGUGAGCAAUGCCACAAAAGCUUCAGUCAUCUGGGUAAUCUGGCGACUCACGUCCGGAUUCACACCGGUGAGAAACCGUACAAAUGUGAAGAGUGCAGCAGGCGAUUCACCUACCUCGGUCAUCUAAAGAGACACAUGCGGACUCACACCGGUGAGAAACCCUACAGGUGUGAGGAGUGCGGUAGGUGUUUCGUUGUGAUGGGUGACCUGAAGGGGCAUAUCAGAACUCACACAGGUGAGAAACCGUACAGGUGUGAGGAGUGUGGGCGACAGUUUUGUCAUCUGUCAAAUCUAAAGACACAUAUGCGGACACACAAAGGUGAGCGACCGUACAAAUGUGAAGAAUGUAGCAUGCACUUCAGCAGGUUGGAUGUACUGAAAACCCAUAUGAGAACUCACACUGGAGAGAAACCGUACACGUGUGAGAAAUGCAGUAGAAGCUUCCGUCAAUCAAGUGGUUUGAGGGCCCACAUGCUAACCCAUACCGACAAACACUAGUCAUAGUGUGAAGAUCAUUUAAUGUGGGUCAAAAGCAAAAACUAAGGCACAAUUAAAGUUUGCAACUGUUUAAUGAACAAUAGAAUCGAUUUAAAUGUCGACUGUAUGUGGAUCAAACUGUGUGAUACUUAUGCAAAUGUCACCUUAUACUUUUACCACUUAUAACGACCGCAGAAUGUUGAUUAGAACUAGAAGUAGUGUGUACAAUGUGGUGUUUAGGCAAUAGCGGCAGAGUGGCAUGGUAAGAUACCGUUCAUUUCACAUCAAACUUAACAGUCGUAUCUUAGCACAUGUCACUUUUCAUAUUCGACUGACCUC
Branchiostoma belcheri (Belcher's lancelet) is the source of this 2474-nucleotide messenger RNA. RefSeq names its product zinc finger protein 721-like. Gene Ontology annotation, molecular function: DNA-binding transcription factor activity; RNA polymerase II cis-regulatory region sequence-specific DNA binding. The coding region runs from base 24 to 2156 and encodes 710 amino acids. Lineage: Eukaryota; Metazoa; Chordata; Leptocardii; Amphioxiformes; Branchiostomatidae. Gene Ontology annotation, biological process: regulation of transcription by RNA polymerase II. The transcript has 2 exons. The record is from RefSeq and is a predicted model, not a curated record.